Acinonyx jubatus (cheetah) is the source of this 1776-nucleotide messenger RNA. RefSeq names its product ribonuclease/angiogenin inhibitor 1 (gene RNH1). The coding region runs from base 1 to 1656 and encodes 551 amino acids. The record is from RefSeq and is a predicted model, not a curated record. Gene Ontology annotation, molecular function: protein binding. NCBI's taxonomy places the organism in Eukaryota, Metazoa, Chordata, Mammalia, Carnivora, Felidae. Gene Ontology annotation, biological process: positive regulation of inflammatory response. The transcript has 10 exons. Gene Ontology annotation, cellular component: cytoplasm.
AUGACUAAGGAUUCUGGAUUCAGGAUUCAGGGUUUACUGACCACACCCUGGGACCCGCGGGGGCGGAGCCGGUUUGCUCACGCGGCCCGGGCAGCGGGCUGGGCGAGCUCUGGGUUCCUCCUUUGGAUGGUUGUGGGAGCCAGCUUCCUCCGCGGGCUCAUCCGCCAGGACGUGCACACGGAAACCUUGCCUGCUGGUUGGCGGGAGCCUUUACCUGGCGUUGAGGGAGUCUGGCUACAGUGUUCUCCGUCCACCUUCUGUCUAGAAGACACUUCACCUCGAACCAUGAAUCUCGACAUUCAGUGUCAGCAGCUGAGUGACACCCGGUGGAUGGAGCUCCUGCCUCUGAUCCAGCAGUACCAGGUGGUCAGGUUGGACGACUGUGGCCUCACGGAGGUGCGGUGCAAGGACAUCUGCUCUGCCCUCCAGGCCAACCCCUCGCUGACCGAGCUGAGCCUUUGCACGAAUGAGCUGCACGAUGCCGGGGUGCGGCUGGUGCUCCAGGGCCUGCAGAGCCCCAGUUGCAGGAUCCAGAAGCUCAGCCUCCGGAACUGCUGCCUGACGAACACCGGCUGCGAGGUCCUGCGCGACGCGCUGCGCUCCCUGCCUACCCUGCGAGAGCUGCAGCUCAGCGACAACCCGCUGGGGGACGCGGGCCUGCAGCUGCUCUGCAAAGGACUCCUGGACCCCCAGUGCCACUUGGAGAAGCUUCAGCUGGAGUACUGCAACCUGACGGCCGCCAGCUGUGAGCCCCUGGCCGCAGUGCUCAGGGCCUGGAGGCAUGUCAGGGAGCUUGUGGUAAGCAACAACGACAUCGGCGAGGCCGGCGUGCAGGCGCUGUGUCGGGGCCUGGUGGACUCUGCCUGCCAGCUGGAGACGCUCAAGCUGGAGAACUGUGGCCUCACACCGGCCAGCUGUAAGGACCUGUGCAGUGUCGUGGCCUCCAAGGCCUCGCUGCAGGAGCUGGACCUGGGUGGCAACAAGCUGGGUGACCAGGGCAUCGCCACACUGUGCCCCGCGCUGCUGCACCCCAGCUCCCGGCUCAGGGUCCUGUGGCUCUGGGACUGUGACAUCACCACCACGGGCUGCAGAGACCUGUGCCAAGUGCUCAGGGCCAAGGAGAGCCUGAAGGAGCUGAGCCUGGCAGGCAAUGCGCUGGGGGACGAGGGUGCCCGGCUGCUGUGUGAGAGCCUGCUGGAGCCUGGAUGCCAGCUGCAGUCCCUGUGGGUGAAGUCCUGUGGCCUCACGGCCGCGUGCUGCCCCCACGUCAGCGCGAUGCUGACCCACAACAAGCACCUCGUGGAGCUGCAGAUGAGUGACAACAAGCUGGGCGACUCCGGCGUCCAGGAGCUCUGCCAGGGCCUGAGCCAGCCUAGCGCCACGCUGAGGGUGCUCUGGCUGGGGGACUGCGACGUGGCCAACGGCGGCUGCAACAGCCUGGCCUCGCUCCUGGUGGUCAACCGCAGCCUGCGGGAGCUGGACCUCAGCAACAACUGCAUGGACGACCGGGGCAUCCUUCGGCUGAUGGAGAGCCUGGAGCGGCCUGACUGUGCGCUGGAACAGCUGGUCCUGUACGACAUCUACUGGACGCAGCAGACUGAGGACCUCCUUCAGGCCCUGGGGGAACGCAAGCCAGGCCUGCGGAUUAUCUCCUGAGAGGCCUCCUGCCCCUCCCCCUCCGGACCUCCUGGCUGAGAAUGAAGAGAAGGGUUCAAAUCGAUGGACUUCUGUGGGAAAGUUUCAGACACUUUUAUUAAAGCACUUUUUUUGGCAGGA